AUGGCAACCUCACGGUCGUUGACAAAUGGUGGAAUGAACGCCUCCGCUACGUGGCAUCGAGGGACGGCGCUCGAGUCUCGCCCGAAGCUGGGCACCACUUGCCGGCUCUCGUCUCGUGUCUCGUCGAACGCAAGCUGGCGUACGAAGGUGGUCCUGCUGGGACUUUUCCUCGCGAUGGCAGCUCAGCCUGUGUUGGGUAAGCUCAGCAUUGACGGCCUUCCGCUGCCAAUGGCAUUUGAUGUGUCUAACCACGCGCUGUUCCUUUUCGAGGACUGGCCAACGGUCACCCAAGGGGAGUUCGUGUUGGCGUGUAUCGGAACAUGUGUCUUUGGUUUUGUAUCCAUUAUUCUUAAAGUCAUUCGGCGAUACGUGGAACGGGACCUCGUCGCUAAAGAGGAUGCUGGAAAGACAAAGCUGCUUUUCGGCUGCUUCCCCGUGUACGCGAACAGCGUGCGUUUUGUUGUCGCGUUUGUCAGUUACACGUGGGACUACAUGCUCAUGCUCCUUGCAAUGACCUUCAACGUGGGCAUCUUUCUGAGCAUGCUCUUGGGAUUUGCACUCGGUUUCUUAUUUCUUGGAGAUUUACUGAGUAUCGAUGUGCCUCGUCCGUUCAAGGCCUGUAUGUGUGAGCAUCCGCCCACUGCUCGAUGCCAAGGCGGCAUUGCAAGUGCAGAAAUGAAGACCGCUCAACACGUCGAGAAGUUUGCGGCAUCGAAUAGCGGUGAGGGAUCCACGAGGGCGGCGAAAACCUUGGAUACUGAGCAGACUCAGGAAUCCAGUGUUCCCACAAGUCCGUAG
Molecule: messenger RNA, 798 nt
Organism: Besnoitia besnoiti
Lineage: Eukaryota; Apicomplexa; Conoidasida; Eucoccidiorida; Sarcocystidae
Product: Ctr copper transporter family protein
Exons: 1
Coding region: 1-798 (265 amino acids)
Biological process (GO): intracellular copper ion homeostasis; copper ion transmembrane transport
Cellular component (GO): plasma membrane
Molecular function (GO): copper ion transmembrane transporter activity
Source: RefSeq, a predicted model, not a curated record